AGGGGUAUGAACUAGAAAGAAACGUCACUUCCUCUUAUAUGUGUCCACACUGGUACGUGGUUAAAAACAGCUAGGACGCCACGUACACGUUAUUCAAAGAUAGGUCUUUAUUAGAAAAGUCUUGCCAGAUCCCAGAUCUAUCGUAAUUUUAGCGUGUGACUUUUUGAAUUGCUAAAGGGAGCACCAUAUUUUCCUUUGGAACAAACAAGGGGUGGAGACAGAAGUUUCCAAAUCGAUCUGCAGAAGUUUACAGCAGCAAACUUCUAACACAAGCAAAAAUGAGUGAAAAAAACCAGCAACAGGAUGAGUUACCUGCAUACUUGAAAGAUGAUUCUCCAACAGAUAGCAACAAAGACCAUCCCCAACCCCAGCCUGGCAUGUUCUCUAGGGUAGCUGGUGGUCUGUUCAGUGUCACGAAAGGGGCCGUUGGGGCCACAGUGGGUGGAGUCGUCUGGGUUGGAGGGAAAGGCCUUGAUCUCACGAAAACUGCUGUUACCUCAGUUGCGUCUGUGCCAGGGAUGGGGGUGGGGCUUGUGAAGGGCAGCGUGUCUGCUGUGGCUGGUGGCGUGAGCGCCGUCGGCUCUGCCGUCGCCAGCAAAGUUCCCAUUGGCGGAGGCAAGAAGAAGGACAAGUCUGAUUGAAUCACAUGGCUCUGGGGUACAUUUGUCAGAAGUAUCUGCAUCGUGUCUUCUUUGACUCCUGAGUGAGUUGAUUGCGGAGUUCAUGCUUGCAUGUUCACGCUUACGAGCAUAUUUGGACCAUAUCCGUCUGCCUGACCGGACCAACAAAACGUCAUUCGUGAGCUGGGUGGCCUUCAUCUGCUCAAUGCAAGAACUUUUGUAUUUGUGUUCAAUUGGAAUAUGACAUUAAGUGUGUGUUUUAUUGAGAGUGAAACUGUUUAUCUCUGAACUAUGAAGUACUACAUUUCUGACCAGAGAUUGAUACGUGGUCCUCUAAAUGUUCCGUUUGUGCUUUACUGAACACACAAAGGCACAUGCUUUGUGUCUGUGACCAUACAUUCAAAAACAUCUCAUGUUUCAAAGAACGCACCUUACAGUUGAUUUGCUGCAAGCAGGUAGGAAUGAAGUUGAAGAUCAAUCAAGUGUCCCUCAAGGUGCUGUUGGGGGAAAAUCACUGACUGUGGGGUGCUGAUGGUGGCGUCCAUCCAUCUGAUCGAGUGUUUGUGAGAUUACUUACUUUGUGCCUCUGGGGUCCACGUUGAUCCAUGCUGUCCUCACACAAAUCCUGCGAUCUUGUGUCCCUUGAAAAACAGAGAAGUCAUGAAUCUGAAUGCUCAUAGUACUGUUUUUUUUUGGAAAACGUGUGAUAAUUCACAUCGAAACAUCUCUGUUUUGAUGACUAUUCCAAAACCCAGUGACCUUUUCUAUUUUCUUUUCUGUGUCAUUCUAUUAUUCACUGUCCUUUUGCUUCUUUGUUCUGUUUGCUCUUUUAGCUCUGUAAUGUUAUAUUUUUUUAUGGGCUAACAAAGAACCACAUGAGGUGGUAAAGUAUAAUACAGUAUUUUCUUCUAUAAAGUAUUUGUUUUACCUUUACCAAAGAUUAUGAAAAGGAAAAAAAGUUCAGUGUAUUUGAGGAUUUCUUUUUUUUUUAUGUCGAUAUGCAGUAAACUUUAUGGUAUUCAAUGUAAUCUCACUUCACUUUUUAGAUAGAUAGUUAUCAAAUAUAUAUUUAGUUUUUGUUGUUUGAUUUGAGGCAUUUAAUAUUUCAAUGUAAUGUGAAUUGAAAGGACUUAAAAUAAAAUAAAAAAGUAUCACAGA
Molecule: messenger RNA, 1778 nt
Organism: Pimephales promelas (fathead minnow)
Lineage: Eukaryota; Metazoa; Chordata; Actinopteri; Cypriniformes; Leuciscidae
Gene: tmem263
Product: transmembrane protein 263
Source: RefSeq, a predicted model, not a curated record